Candidula unifasciata is the source of this 1275-nucleotide messenger RNA. The record is from the annotation of a GenBank genome assembly. NCBI's taxonomy places the organism in Eukaryota, Metazoa, Mollusca, Gastropoda, Stylommatophora, Geomitridae.
AUGACUAGUUUCCCCUGUGUUCACCAUAUUGAAAUCGGAGCUGUCAACGGGCCACAAGUAGUCGAGACCUUGACAUCUCAGUUCACCUUUAGAGUUAAGGCCAGACGGCAAACGGAACUAGCCGAUCAAUGGCUGCUUUUAAAGGAGAAUUCCAGAAUUCUAGUCACAAGUCUAAAAACACCAGAUCUUAUGUUAAUCAAGAAUGACAACUUUGUUAUAAAUUGGGCAACUUCCUCCGACCAGCCAAGCAACACCCCAACUCUACCCGUAAAAGACUCUGUGUUUAAUGUGGCAUUUGAAGUUAGGAACAUCGACUUCUGCAUAAAACGACUGAAUCAACAAGCUAUCACGUUUACCAAGCCUCUUCAUACAAUUCACGACAGUGAUGGAUUCAUAAGAACAUGCACAGUCAAGAGCUGCGUUGGAGACAUCCAUCACACUUUGAUUGAAAGAAACGGCUAUUCUGGCGUCUUCCUUCCGGGGUUUACAUCUGUAUCUGAUAAUGAGAGCAGAAAUAAAUCUGAGACUGACCCCAUGCUAGAGUAUUUCGACCAUGUUGCUCUGGCUGUGGACAUGGGAACAUCAAUGGCUGUCAUUGGCUGGUAUGAGAAAUGUUUUGGCAUGAAGAGGUUUUUGAUCAACAGUGAAGAGGAUAAAGACAAGGGGCUGGUACUCUCAACAAAUGAUGUAGGACUUCGUCUGAGAGCAAUGGAAUAUUGGAAGUGUUCAGAAGUGGGUCUGCUAGCACCCGAGGAAGAAGGUGCUGAAAACAGACUGUCUUUGGUUGUGGCUGAGGGUUUGUCACCAGUGCCUGGAUGUCAGGAGGAAAAUCAAAUUACAUCGUGGCUGAGACAACAUGGUGGUCCUGGCAUCCAACAUUUAGCAUUCACAAGCAGUGACAUCAAACAAGCUGUCAGGAAUCUGGCCAAGCUAGGAGUGCCUUUUGCCAAACCACCUCCACCAGCAUACUACACAAAAGAAGGCAGACUUGAUGACAUUAAAGGUGUUGGAGAGAAUGUUGAUGACCUCAGAACAAAUGGAAUCCUCAUUGACACUGAAGCAGAAAGGUUACAUGAAAGUGAUUGUGACAAAUCAAUACAAAUGACCUACCUGCUUCAGAUAUUCACCAAGCCGUUGUUGCCUAGUGACCCAUUUUUCCUAGAGAUCAUACAGAGGAAAGGUGCUACAGGGUUUGGUUCAGGCAACAUUGCAGCUCUGUAUCGUUCGAUUCAGGCAUACAUUGUUGGUGAGAACAAUUCAAAGCAGAACAUGUAA